Messenger RNA from Moneuplotes crassus, 4766 nucleotides. Lineage: Eukaryota; Ciliophora; Spirotrichea; Euplotida; Euplotidae. The record is from the annotation of a GenBank genome assembly.
AAAAGAUGUACAAUCCAAACCCAGAUUUCAACAACCUGCCUAGCAUACCCAAGAAGAGAGAUAGGAAGGCAGACGAUAAAGGACCAGGAAGAAAGAACUAUAGAAGAGUUAGAGAGGAUAUCCCUGGUGGCAGAAACGAAAAUCCUCAAGAGAGAAGAAGUAGAGGUGGCAGUGGAAGUAGAGGUUUUAGUGGAGGGAGAGGAAGAGGACAAAGGUACAAACCCUCGACUCAGUAUAACAAGAAUCUUUCAAUUGCGAACAAGAGAAAAGAUAUAAUUGACCAGAUCCGAAAUGGUGGCAGAGUGACUAUUAUAGCUGGAAACACAGGUUGCGGUAAAACUACCCAGGUGCCUCAGUACAUUCUUCAAGACGACCCAGAUGCUUUCAUUCUGUGAACACAGCCGAGGAGACUUGCAGCCAUCAACAUUGCCAAGAGAGUGGCUGAUGAAACAAAGACGAGAGUAGGCGAGCUUGUUGGGUAUCAUGUUGGAAGUCAAGCCAAACUCAACAACCGGACUCGGAUUCUGUUCAUGACAACAGGUAUCUUUUUGCAAAGAUUAGUCAACAGAGAUGACUUCCUACAAAAAGUGACCCACGUCGUCCUUGAUGAAGUCCACGAGAGGGACUGCGACAUCGACUUUGCGAUGGUCAUCCUCAAGCACAUACUCAAGAGGUCGUACAUCAAGCUGAUCCUCAUGUCUGCAACCAUACAAGCAUCGAGUUUUUGCCAUUACUUUUCUGAAGGAGCCAUUGAUAAUGUCCAGAACGAAAUUGCCUACUCCAACCAGAAGCUCAAGAUCUGGAGCAGCGAUGAGAAGAGAGGCCACUCUGUUGUCAGGAAAGAAGGAUGGGGCAAAGUCUACCACACCGAAGGAGAAGUAGACCCAUGGGAGAACACCGGUGAAGAAGCCAAAGACUGGGGCAACUCCGCAGAUGCUCUCACAGAUGAAAUGCCAGUCAAGCGAACCAACGACCCAGCUGUUGUGAUUGAUGUAAGCAGUCAGAGUUUUGCAGUUAAAGUGACCUACCUUGAGUUCGUGCUCGAGGGAAUGGAUGAAGUGCUCAAGAUACCGAAGACUGACCCGAUCUAUGACAUUGCUAGGAACUUCAAUCCUGCUCAAGCAUCACUCGAUGAGUUGACGAUCAGAGCAACCAGCACUCUCAUUGUCCAACUGUUGGAAGCCAAGAACUCAUUCAAAGAAGAGCCAGGAAACAAGAGAACAAUUCUUGUGUUUAUGCCAGGACUUCAUGAAAUCAUGCAGCUCAUUGAGACCAUUGAGAAUGAAGGAUCUGAUGCCAAAGAUUUGUUGUUGAUCCCUCUCCACUCGUCCAUUGGAGAAGAUGAGCAAGAGAAGGCUUUCCGAGAUCCCCCAGCAGGCAGGAGGAAAGUUAUCAUUGCAACAAAUAUUGCUGAAAGCUCGAUCACCAUCCCUGAUGUGUACUAUGUCGUCGACUUGUGUUUGACAAAGGAAAUAUUUUAUGACCCAAUCAACAAGAACGAGAACCUUCAGCUUCGUUGGGCAAGCAAGGCUUCAUGCAGACAGAGAAGUGGCAGAGCAGGAAGAGUGCAAGACGGCUUUGUGUUCAGAAUGGUACCGCAUGAGUUCUAUAAAUGCCACAUGUCAAGCUAUCCAACGCCUGAGAUUCAAAGAUGUCCUCUUGAAAAGCUGAUUUUGCAAAUCAAGUUAUGGGGAAUGUUCGAGCCUGCUGAAAUCUUGGGAAGAGCUAUUCAGCCUCCACUGAUCAGAGACAUUGGAAUAUCAAUCAAAGCCUUGCAAGAGACUGGAGCUCUCACAAUUGAUAAAUCUGGAGACACCACUGGUGAUAUCACCGAGCUUGGCCGUAUCUUUGUAAACAUCCCUGCUGAUAUCAAGAUCACCAGACUCUUUCUGCUCGGCCUUGCCUUUGGAUGCAUGAGCCAGGCUAUCACCAUGGGAUGUCUGCACAGCCAGCAAAGGUCCAUGUUCAAAUAGCAUCGGGAGAGGACAUGGGGCCUGGAGCAUCCUCAACACAAAACUGAAAUAUGAUGGAGGAGUUUGCUCAGACUCAAUAAUGAUGUGCAGGGUCUAUGAAGAGUGGUGCAGCCAAUUCCAUCGUGAACACUUCGGAGCCUAUACAGGAGGCGAUAGAGUAUCAAGGAGACCAAAGGUUCACAAGAAUCGAGAUGAGCUGAAGUGGUGCCGUAGUAUAUUCGUAGACUGGUCAAUCCUGAAAGAGACUCUGAUCCUCAUCGAAGAUAUCAGGUUCCGUUUUGUCAACCUCGGAGUUCAGCCCGAUGUUCUCAACAAAAGAGUCGAAUACAAUGAAGAUGGGAUUAACACUCUGAGAACCGUUCUUGCUGGAGCUUUCUACAGAAGAUACAUUCGCUCAGAAUACAGAAAUGUCUAUGAAAGAGAAAAGUACCUGAAGCCUCAGAUCAUCCCCAAGAACGUGGCUGGCAGGAGCGUGUUGUACAGCAAAGUGCCAGACUACAUCAAAGAGCCUCACGUCCAGGCGGUCAUCAACAACCACAUCGGGCUCCAGGCUGAGAGAGUAGUCAUCAUGUACGAGAAGCCGAUCGUCACUUUGGAAGGCACCAGCGACAAGCUCAAGCUCAUGAACAACCUGAAGAGGUGCUUCAAGAUCGACAGGAAGGUCAGCAACGCCGACAAAGCUGGAUUUGGAGAUCACUCGAGAAUGCGUAGACAACAAGAGCGUGGAGACGCCAGGCCGUCUGCCAGUGAAAAGGUUUACUCAGUUGAAAAACAGAAGUUUAGAGCUCAGGCCUGACUCGAUGACGUGCCAUCUGAUGAUGAAGACCUCAAUUCAUUACUCAUAAAAGAGGGAGAAGAUAUUGACGACAAAACAGCAAUGAAGCUGCUUGAAGAAACUCAGUUAAAGCACUGCAUCCACCUCGACCAGAUACGCAUGGCUACUUUUGACAACGAAGUAUUUGUGGAUGCUGAGCAAGACUCUGUAAACUUCGUAUAUUUACACAGCGACCCAGAUACAAUGGACUCAGUAGGCUUCUGUUGUCAAAGCUUCGAUGAUAGAGGUGGUAAGUUCACAGCGAGAUCAGUCACCAAAAUGCCUGAGUACAGCAUGAUCUCACUUCUCUACUGCAUGUUGUUCUCACCAAUGGUUGAGCUCAUGGCCAAUGAAACAGGCGAUUACUACGAAAGAGUGAUGCUUGAUAAUGACAAAUAACAGCACUUACCCUCUCAAGUACUGGAUCACUCCAAGCGAUAUUGAAGCGAUCGAUGACAUCAGGAAGACUAUCAACGAGAGUAUCUGCUCUGAAGAUGGAUUGAAGAGUGGAAUCGCCUACAAUGUUGCCGCUAAACUAAACAAUUUCAUCAAGAAAGAGAGAGUGAAAAUUGACCAAUUCCAUGACCUCAUUCUUCUGAGAAGUGAUGAGCAGGAUUUUGCCUAUUUGGUAGAUAGAAUCAGAAACUUCUUUGUUGAGAAUCCUGACAGGCCUCAGGAUCUCCAGAUCAACAGAGUGGGAGAGUCUUCUCACUGAAGUCACAAUCCAAGUGAGGAGAACAGAGCAUACACAGCUUCGGUAGAAGCCACUCCAAGCAACAGGCCCAGAGGGGAUGACCCUGAUUCUUCAGAAGCCACACUUAUAGACCCAGACGAUGCGGAGAAGACCUGGGAGCCAAGUGUAGCUGAAGCUCAAGCUCAGUCUCUCAAAGAUAUGAGUAAGAAGCUGGAAGCCUUUGAAGAGAGUGACUCGGAUGAAGCGCAAGAACAAGCCAAAAGCGAUUCUCAAGAUGGAUCCCAAGAUGGAUCUGAAGAUGGAGAGGGCAGUAGUGAAGCUGACGCUGAAGGAACCAAUGAAUGAGGAAGCAAGAUGGGCUAUGACAGCUCUUCAAGCGAUGACAUCAAAAUGGCAUCUCCUGGCGAUGCCACCAAAGAUCCAGAUAAAGACUCCGAAGACCGUGGUGGCUCCUCAACUAAGAAAACUGGACUCAAAAAUGUGAAGAAAGUGAGUUAUUUCUUGAACAAACUGAGCUGACAAACACUCUGCGCAAAGAAGGUCUUCGCUGAGGGAGAGCCAGAGCGAAUCAAAAGAGAAUACGACCAAAGACUCUGGUUCAGAAAGAAAGUCGUCAGAGAGAUGCAAGCGAGGUGCGAGUUGUUCAAACUCAGGAGCUGUGCUAUCGUCUGAGCCAGUUGUGAGUCUCGUAUUUGCGACCUUAAAAGUCUUGUCAUGAGGAAGGAAGCCCAAGGACUUUGUGAAAUUGGAGGGACGCUCUGUGGACUUACAGAGCUAAAUGAACUUUCUCAGGAGCAAAGAAAUGAUCCAUAUGUUAUAUCAUCCUCAAAGAAUAUAAGGAAGUCUGAAGAUUUUAGUUACUUAAUGUGCCAUUAUAACCAUAUUUGAGGAAUUAGAGUUAAGUUCAAGUAUUACUUCACCAAGACAUCUCCAGUACUUUUUAAGUUUCCAAUGGGAAGCACUCGUGAGUGGUCUCCUUUGUUGUGGAAAAAUAAUUUUGCAGAGGCAUUUGCUCAAGAUGAGAUUGCUCAGAAAGAGAUAGACUGGUCUAAUGUUCUACCAGAGGAUAGAACUUGCUUUAUUUGUCCCAAGAAAGCAACACAUGAACCUGAUGAAGUUGACAAAGAUCUUGGAAGAGUCUUUAACACAGUAGAUGAUUAUAUAUAUCACAUUGAAGCAGAUAGGGACCAUUUAAUUAGAGUCGAGAAGUUUUUACUCAGAACAGUAGAAGAAGAUAGCUACUAAAGUUUGUAUCAGAUACCACUAAUGAAUUCUUCAAUAUAAA